Molecule: messenger RNA, 1845 nt
Organism: Tachysurus fulvidraco (yellow catfish)
Lineage: Eukaryota; Metazoa; Chordata; Actinopteri; Siluriformes; Bagridae
Product: ciliogenesis associated TTC17 interacting protein
Exons: 9
Coding region: 425-1474 (349 amino acids)
Biological process (GO): cilium organization; actin filament polymerization
Source: RefSeq, a predicted model, not a curated record
GUUGUACAACAUUAUUAUAUUAUAACAUAGCCCUACUUAUUAGUACAUGAAUGCAUUACAGUAUGUAGUCAAACUCGCUGUUGUGACUGUGAUUAUCAGGUGCGCAGCUACACACAGAUUUACGGUGGUGUACACGUUCGCAUCAUCGUCGCCAUGGAUACCAAAGACCGAGCGAGUUUGGCGAAUGAACGUAACAUCUCUGUAACUUUACAUUAUUCAUUCUUUCAUUUUCUUUCGUGUUUAACAAGCUACGGUACGGAACGGUAUAUUAGAGCUAUCUGAAACCAGUUGUUUUGUAAAUUUAGCUAGCUUGUUAAAUCUUAGCACAUUUACAGUUAGCAAGCAACUAGCUGUUUUUAAAGAACCUUAUGGCAGUGUAGCGUCUUCAGAUCAACUGUGCUCUGUUUUAAGCUUUUUAUAAUCAAUGUUUACACUGAUGGAUAUGAACGAAACUGCGGAGUUACAUGAAAAGACAGAUCUAAAAGCCUCCAACGAAGCUUUAGAGUUUCUUUCCAGCAUCGAACCUAAAGAUGUAGAUCAGUGCCUGUUUGUGGACUCUAUGGUGACAGUUUCAGAUACUGGCAGAGAGCUAGGAGAGUUCUGUGUUAGUGUACAGAAAGCCAGCUAUAAUGAAGAACCUUGUUAUUUGGUACACGCUAACAGCCAUGGAACCAUUGACAAUAUCCCUUGUGGCACUUCUAUCACGGCUUAUUUAUCCAGGAGCCUAGCCACACUAGAGGAGAAUCAUGAUGAAUAUAUGAAGCUGCAGGAACAUACACUGGAAAAGAAGUUACACAUUAUGAGGCAAGGCAGUCAUCUCAUUGUGAACACAAUCAUCACAGAGAAAGAUGAAGUGAAAAAGCAAGCAUUCACAUUCCCUCUGCAUUCUCUGCAAGGUUUUUUGUCAGAGGCCUCAAACCUGGUGAUCCUGCGCAUUUUGGCUAAACGGAAAAAAGUUCCAGAAAAUUUGACCUUCCUCUCAUUUGAUACCAACACCCAGAUUGGAGUGUCAACCUAUAGGGAGCUGGAUGUCAAGAAGCAGGUAAUUGGCACAGAGGUGAUGGAGGUGUUUGGCAUUGAGAGGACUGUCUCCUCGGCAGAAAAAAUCCCUGCAAAGUGGCACUGCUACUUCCUGCCAGAUGGACAUUUAGUCAGCAGAGUGCAGGUUGGCUCAUCAGUAACAAUGAACCUCCUACAACUUCCUCUUAUAGUCAGUGAAGAUGAGAGAGAUCGCAAGUCAGGCUGUGAGAAAAAGCCCCUGGUCUGGGAAGAGGAUAUUGAACUGUACUCAAAGUUCCUUGACAGAAAGGUUAUGUUGGAAGAGGAAAACGAUGAGAAAUGCAAGGCUUUUACACCCAUCCAGGGUUUUGCAGUGAUUGGUGCCAGCUACUGGAGAGUGAAAUGCCGUUCAAUCAACCAGUUCCAAUCUAAAAGCCUAGUUAAUCUAACUAAUCUUUCUUUCUUUUUUUUCUAACAAACCUUUAACUUAAACUUUUUAUUUGUUUCUAAUUUUUUUCUUUCUAACUAUUCAUAAAGUUAUAACCAUUCUUCAUUUAUGGAUAGAUAGGAGGGUAGGAGAUUAGUAAGAAAAACAAAGACAUUGUUUUUCUUACUAAUCUCCUACCCUCCUAUCUAUCCAUAAGUGUAGAAUUGUUAUAACUUUGUUCUCUUGCAAAUGACAAGUAGCCAACGUGUAUGUACUGAUGUCAUUCAUGCCCUUGGAAACGUUAUAACUGGUGUGAGAUUGUGUACGGUAGAGUUUCUGGCCUGCGAAACCGUGAGACUUUGACGCCUGGCUCCACCGAUGAAACUAUUCUUCAAUAAAUUUUUACUUAUUUGAUUGUA